UCCCUCCGCAGAGGAGCACAUGGUGUCACUGGUGUGUAACACCAGCUGUGUUCUGACUGAAAGUCCUGCAGUUUACGUCUGGUACAGGAACGGAGAGACCGUCUAUGAGGACUGGUCACCCUGGUACCAAGAGCUGGUCAGCAGCGAGAAAGCUGUCACAUACUCGUGUGCUGUCAAAGGCUACGAGCAUCUCAGAGCCCCUGAGGUCUCAGUGGAUUCUGUCACAUCGGCUUGCUUUACUGUGACCUACACUACAGGGAUGAUGUGUUCUCAUUGGGAGAAUGAGUCCUGCUCCAUCACAUAUCCAAAGAAAGUACGUGUUCAAGCUGAACCGGCAGAGAACGGCCAUUACAAGCUGACCUGUAACACCAGCUGUUCUCUGAUGGACCAACAAACUGCCUUCAGCUGGUACGAGAAUGGAGUGUUUGUACAAAAGAUCUCGCUAGUUCCCUCCACCUCUACUAAAAUAUUCUACUGUGCUGUAAAGAGCAAUGAGUUUCUGCUCUCUGAUGAAUUCUGUUUCGAUGAAAACCACUGUGGGAGAGGUCAUUAUGCCAGCAGGAGGAUCUGUGCUCUGAAGGGUUCUUCAGUUACUAUUUCAAGUGAAUAUUUGAGUCCUGGUGAGCAGAAGACUGGAUAUUGGCUUAGGAGCGAUAUACGCAACCUGACGAUUUCACAUCGUAUAAAGCCUCACAGCAACAAGACCCACCACAACCUGAAAAUCAAUACGUUGAAAAAUAAUGACUCGGCAAAAUACGUCUUCAUAGCAGAUGACAAGCGAAGGAACUGGGUGAAUCCACCUGGAGUGACUUUGUUUGUAACAGACGUGAGUGUGCAGUUUGCUCCCUCUGCAAUGGUGACUGAGGGGCAGAGAGUCACAGUUACCUGCAGAACCAGCUGUCCUCUGGCUAAUGACACCAACUACAUUUGGUAUUUCAACAAUCAAACACUGGACGGGACUAAAAGACACAGCAAACGCCUGGUUUUAGACCCAGUCAGCAGUCAGCAUGCGGGAAACUACACCUGUGCAGUGGAAACACAAAGACACAGGUCAGAUGAAGGAGUUCUCACAGUCCACAGAAAAAUGUGGAUACCGGCUGUCAUCGGAGUCGUUGUUGUUCUCCUGGUUUUGAUUAUACCCACUGUCGUCUUCAUGUGGAGAAAAAAGAAGACUUGCAGAAAGUCUCCUGGAGCUAAAACCUCUGACAACAUGGAACAGAUAAGCCUUGGCCAUGAGUAUGACGACAUCUUGGCUCCACCACCAGAGCAGGUCGAGUUCCUCUACAGCACAGUUAUGUUUCCAAACUCCACAGACGCCCUCUACUCCACUGUCAAACCACAUUAGCCCCAAGCAUAUAGGCUAACAUGUCACCUAUGCCAAUGUCAACUUGUGACCCAACUAAACACCUGCCUUUGUAAGUAGUGUUUGUUUGUGUGUGUGUGUAUAUGUAUGUGUGUAUAUAUGUUCCCAUAUUUGUACAUAUAGUGUAGGAACUUACUUCAGUUCUGAGCUUGUGAACAGCAGUUAAGUGUGAAUGAGUGAGCUGGCCGGUGUCACACAUGAACACAAUGACACCUAAAGUAAGCCGAUAGACACACAUGGCCUCUUUUGGGAAGUGAAAGCGCAGUGUUUUGGUUUGCAUGAGUUGUUUGUUCUCACCACAUUGCUAUUUUCACUGUGAAACUUACAAGAUGUGAUGUAAAGUUCUCUUUGUUUUCUUACACUUCAGCUGCAACUUUUUUUUCAAAUGAAUAUAGUUCCUCUUUGCCAGAGGACAUUAUUUUUUGGCAAAUUUUACCAAAUAUAAAUUACUCUCACUUCCUUAAAUUAGCCUAAAAUGGCUAAGCUACGCAAUAACUUACUAAUUUAUUCCAAUGCUAGUGGUCCACGAUGAAAUCUUGACAUAAAGAAAUGCAUUAGUUCAUGUUAAGCUAAAUGUGGUAUCAAAAAUAGUAUUUGGUUUUCAAUUGGA
Molecule: messenger RNA, 1973 nt
Organism: Solea solea (common sole)
Lineage: Eukaryota; Metazoa; Chordata; Actinopteri; Pleuronectiformes; Soleidae
Product: sialoadhesin-like
Exons: 7
Coding region: 20-1345 (441 amino acids)
Source: RefSeq, a predicted model, not a curated record